CUUAUUAAAUAGAUUUUGAAAGGAUGUUUGGAGGUCAACCGAAUCAAAAUGCGCAAAAGCCGCUUGGAUUGUUUGGAACUAGUUCUGCUGGAGGACUUUUUGGUAGUACUUCCUCUGCGACCCCUGCUGGUGGACUUUUUGGCACACAGACUGCUUCUGCAGGACAAGCAGCUGGAUCUCUUUUCUCGAAACCCGCUGCCACAGGCCCGACUGGGGGCUUUUCGCUAACCGGACAGCCGCCAGCAUCAUCUGCGCCAGCUGGUGGUUUGUUUUCUGGCGCUGGACUGAAUAAAGGUGGCUUAUUUGGUACUUCGAACCCAGCAGCUACAGCUUCGGCUCCUGGACUAGGUCUACAGCUUAGUGGCCAACAGAAACCCACUGCAACCUCGACUCCAGUGCUUUCUGGAAUCCUCGGAGGCGCCACGACUAAUUCAGUGCCAACGGCCAGCGUUUUGCCUUCUUUUUCUUCAACAACAGCAGCUAAUCAGCCAAAUGUUGGGAGCCUUUUUGGAAUGUCAAGUGGAGUGGCUGCGACUUCUGCGGCAACGCAGGCUGGGACGCAGUCAAAUUUCUCAUUCGGGAUUCCAAAAACAAGUGCAACUUCAGCAACUGGUUUGUCUCUAAACGUGUUGGCGUCAACUUCGACUGCCCCAACAUCAACGGGUGUCUCUAGUCUGUUUUCGACGACUGGGGUCUCGGCUACUGGUUUGAAUUUGGGCUUGAAAUCAUCUGCAGCUUCUAGUGCAACUUCUGUGUCCAUACAACCGACAGUCACAACUAGUAUAUUGGGAGGAUCGGCAGCUGCUCAACAAACAUCUGGCAAAGAAGUUACGUUUAAACAGCUAGAAGAAAAUGUCAGCAAGUGGAACGAUGAUUUAGAUGAUUUGGAACGUCAAUUUUUAGCCCAGGCAACACAGAUCAACGCUUGGGACCGUCUUGUACUUGAGAACGGAGAUCGAAUCACAGCUUUAAAUGAAGAAAUGGGCAAGAUAAAGGUCAAUCAGGACAAGUUAGACCAGGACUUGGAUUUUAUUGGAACCCAGCAAAAAGAUCUUGAAGAGUUCAUUAAUAACUUGGAAGGUUCAUUAACAAACAGUGCGUUAAGUCAGCCUCAAGACGCGGCUGAUGAGCAAAGACGAGAUGUUUUUGCUACAGCUGAAAGUAUUGAUUCUCAGUUGAAGCAAAUGACGCAAGACUUGAGAGAAGUUAUUGAACGCAUAAAUGUAUCAUCACAGAACGACGAAAGUUCGGUUGCCUCGCCAUUCGGCCAAUUGGAACGUAUUUUGAAUGCACACGUGGAUUCAUUGAACUGGGCGGAUCAAAACAUAGAGAAUUUGGGAAAACAAAUUGACCAGAUCCAAAUUCCCAAAGUAACCAAUUGAUUUUUUUCAGCGUUGUUCGAAUUUCAAACAAGAAGCUUUAAAGACGUUUAAAGUAGAAGUAAAUAGCUAAAACAAUAAAAACUGAUAAACUUUGAGUUGAUUCCAAGUUUUUGAUGUUGAUAGCAGUGUUUUGCUGGAGCAAAUUUGACGUAACUGCUCUGCUGAUAGCUUCCAUGUGAUCAUUUUGUAUGAUUGUUUUCUCUAAAGUGGCGUUCUUUAAUUUACGAUUCGAAACUUUAA
Symsagittifera roscoffensis is the source of this 1622-nucleotide messenger RNA. Its product is annotated as nuclear pore glycoprotein p62-like. The coding region runs from base 24 to 1382 and encodes 452 amino acids. The transcript is spliced from 3 exons. The record is from RefSeq and is a predicted model, not a curated record. NCBI's taxonomy places the organism in Eukaryota, Metazoa, Xenacoelomorpha, Acoela, Convolutidae. Gene Ontology annotation, biological process: RNA export from nucleus; protein import into nucleus. Gene Ontology annotation, cellular component: nuclear pore; nuclear pore central transport channel. Gene Ontology annotation, molecular function: phospholipid binding; structural constituent of nuclear pore.